This is a messenger RNA of Triplophysa rosa, 1503 nucleotides long. RefSeq names its product meteorin like, glial cell differentiation regulator b (gene metrnlb). The transcript has 4 exons. The coding region runs from base 148 to 1011 and encodes 287 amino acids. Gene Ontology annotation, biological process: positive regulation of brown fat cell differentiation; energy homeostasis. Lineage: Eukaryota; Metazoa; Chordata; Actinopteri; Cypriniformes; Nemacheilidae. Gene Ontology annotation, molecular function: hormone activity. The record is from RefSeq and is a predicted model, not a curated record.
GUUUCAUUUCAGUGUCUGUCGGGUUUCGGACUCACACACACGAGCGCUUGAUUCUGGAUUCAUCUUUGAGGUCUCGUGCAUCACCUCAUGAACAGAUCAUGAAGUAGUUUGAUGAUUCAUUGAGCAGAUCUUAUAGGCUUUUAAAGGAUGUUUUUGGUAACUGUGUUAUCAGCUUUAGUUCUGAUUGGAUCGGCGCAAUACUCCAGUGACCAGUGCAACUGGACGGGAAGCGGUCUGACGCACGAGUCUCACACCCGGGACGUGGAGCAGGUUUACCUGCGCUGUGCCGAAGGCUCUCUGGAGUGGCUCUAUCCCACAGGUGCCAUCAUCGUUAACCUUCGACCCAACCUGCAGACAUCUGCGGGACAUGGCGAGCGCCUGCACGCAUGCAUCAAACCUCACGUUGACUCGCAGGGAGCCGCGCUGUACGUGGAGCGGGCCGGAGAGCUGAGACCACUGCUGUCAGAGGCGGAGCAGGCCGCCGGUCACGUGCGCUGCUUCAGUCUCCAGGAGGGGGCGCUGUUUGUGGAGGCGACCGCACAGCGGGACAUCAGCAAGAGAAUCACGGCGUUUCAGUAUCAGUUGAUUUCGACACAGAUGACGGGAAAUGAGCUCUACUCGCCCACAGCUUCAUGUAAACGCUGCAGUGAUGAAGAGGUGCUCAUGGACUUGUGUACCAGUGACUUCGCGGUGCGUGGCAGUAUUCAGAGGAUCGAGGAGGAGGAUGAAGAUCAGAUCACAGCUGUGGUGUCAUUGAGUGACAUGUAUCGUCAGAAGAGUCGCGUGUUCGUGUCCGGCGGUGGGGGGCGCGGCCGCGGCCGGUGGACGGGUCGCGUAAAGAUCCCGCAGCGGUGCGGCCCUCGGGCGGGACAGGGCGAGUUUCUUCUGACGGGAGCUGUGAGGUUUGGAGAAGCUUGGGUGGGAUGUUCUCCUCAUUACGAAGACUUUCUCAAACUCUACCGCUCGGCUCUGGAGUCGGGGACAAACCCGUGCCAUAUAGACAUGGAUUGAAACAAACCGACUCGUGCGGACGAUCACAUCAUCUUACGCUAGAAAUCUUAAUGGUCCUUAAAGUACUUCAUUUACAUGAAGUAAAAUAUAAAGUCUUAUUUAUUUCUUUAAAUAUUGGAGUGAUGUUUGAUUCAGAAAUGUUGUUGCCAGGUUUCGAGAGGUCGGUGAUUCUGUCCAUCUGUGAUUCUAGAGCAACAGAAGUUUUUGUUUUGUUUGUUUCCGUUGCCUGAUUUCUUGCAUAUGAAACUAAUAUUAAGAGAGUGUGUUGUAACACUUGUGAAUCAGAGUUUAUGAAUCUGUUCUCUUGCCGAGAAAAGAGCUUUGGUGCUUUUGUUGAAAGCUUUGUUUAUAGUCCGAGCGGUCGAUUCUCCAGACCGGGUUCUUGUGUGUUUAUGUGUGUUGGAUGCUCAAAUGUGCGUUCUGUGUAUAGUUUUCAUGAGUUGCCUUUUCUGCUCCAUUACUUAAUUAAAGCAAACCGUGGAUGAUUCAUAA